CUUGCGGGGAAGCUCGGUUCUUGCUGUUUGGGCAUGGCCGGGGCGGCUACGGGGGCGAGCGGGAGCAGGGGCCCGAUGGAUCUGAACCUGUAUCUCGGCCUCCCUCCAUUGCCGCAGCCUCCAGGGAGGCUGGAUGUCGCCGCCGAUUACCCGCCGCCGCCGAACUCCGGCGGUUCCGCUGUGGUGGUGGCGAAUGAGCAAAGGAGCUCGUCUGAGCCCCAAGAGGUGGCGGUGGCACCACCUGCGGCUACGCCGCCGCUGCCCGUGGUGGUGCCAACGCCGCCGGCGGGGGCGGCCUACUCGCCGUCGAACGCGCUGUCCACGCCGGAGCAAGUGCUGGUGGAUCCUGUUGCUGCGUGGCUUGUCGAUCCUGUUGAUCAGCGGGCGGUGCCGCUCGAGACGCCCUCAAACAUGGCUAUGGCCUCGUCGGCGCCGGCGCAGUUUGCUAGGUAUGAUGCUGAAUUCGUUCAAGCAUUGGAAGCCGCCGGAGAACGCCGGCGCCCUCAAACGUGGCUUGUGCAGUCUGGUCGAGCAAUCCCUACUGCUCUUAUAAGGGGAGCUGAGAUUGCCGCCGCAAGGCGGGAAUCGGCGCAAGCUAGCCCAGCUGCUACCGAGAGAAUGACGCCGGAGAACCGGCUGCGGAGGUUGAUCCAGGUGAGCGAUCAACACCGCAUUGGGAGGGGAGGGCCAGGGCAAGUGAGCCGCGGCCACCACGAGAACAGCCCGGAAGCGGAUAGUCUGGCACAGUCCAUCAAUAGGUCUCAUAAUUCUCUGGAGGCAUCAAGAAGGCAGAAGCUUGAUGGUGAUGGCAAGGUUGGGAAAACUGAUGCUGCCAAGAAGGAUGACAGUUGCGGCGGAUGCCACGGCAGCUUCGAAUGCAAUAUCUGCCUUGAAUCAGCUAAAGAUCCCGUGGUUACCCCUUGUGGCCACCUCUUCUGUUGGCCUUGCAUAUACCAGUGGCUUCAUAGACAUUCAGAGUACUCUGAUUGCCCUGUCUGCAAGAGUGAGCUGUUUGAAGUAAAUGUCACGCCGAUUUAUGGAAGAGGAAGUGCUGAGCAGAAUUCCCCUAUAAAUGGUAUCAAAAUCCCACCCAGACCAAGUGCACAGAGGACUGAGAGCUUGAGACAGCAGCUGCAAAUGCCAGACAGAGGCAUUGCAAACAUGGUGAGGCGGUUGAUCCAAAACCAGGAUAUAGUGGCAGGCCAGGCAGCUUCAUCUGCAGGGGUUGAGAGGACUGGGGCUUCUGCACCGCGACCAAGGGCUAGGGGUCGAAGGCAAGCAAGACAAGAUCAGAAUGCUACGGCUCCUGUGCCCGCAACACAGCAGCAAGUGGGCAAUGCUGACACUGGGGGUGGCAAUCAGGCUCCUUUGCCACCUCCCGAUGCUAAUGAUGCUGCACCGGCUGUUGCUGUUGCUCCCCAGCAGUCAUCAUCUGUGGAGCAAGCUUCAACUUCUAGCACUGUGGGUGUUGCAGUGGGAGGGCCAGCGCAAGGUAGGAGGUCAAGAAAUUCUGAAUCCACACCUACAACCACUAGGAGGACAAGGAGGAGGCAGCAGUAGGUAACUUAAUGUUGUUAUUGUAAUUGAACAUAAAUAUACUAGGUCUCCUUGUAACCAUGACUAUCUUUAGGCUCAUCUCAAAAUCAAGUAGAUGGUAUCGCUUCUUCUAUUUACCAUGUAUCUACCAUUCCUUAGGCAGGCAAAGGAAUAAAGAUUUCAAUUUCAGUAUC
Oryza brachyantha (malo sina) is the source of this 1730-nucleotide messenger RNA. RefSeq lists its product as uncharacterized. Gene Ontology annotation, cellular component: endoplasmic reticulum. The record is from RefSeq and is a predicted model, not a curated record. NCBI's taxonomy places the organism in Eukaryota, Viridiplantae, Streptophyta, Magnoliopsida, Poales, Poaceae. Bases 34 to 1560 code for a protein of 508 amino acids. The transcript has a single exon. Gene Ontology annotation, biological process: ubiquitin-dependent protein catabolic process. Gene Ontology annotation, molecular function: metal ion binding; ubiquitin protein ligase activity; ubiquitin-like protein conjugating enzyme binding.